AAUGGUAGUCCCGAUCAGAGAGCGUACGAGGAUUUUUGUCUGGCCUAUGCAACCGUGACAAAGAGCCACCAAGUGAGACCGGUGGGUCCAAGGAACCACCAAUCAAAACCAUGCAAAUCUCACAAGAUGACGAAAAAGGACCAUCGAUAUAAGGAGAGGCCUUCUUCAUGCAGAAGAUUUCAAGCACCUCAGUUUCUCUUUUGGGCACUCCCUCUCGAUUGCCAUGGCCUUGCUUUCCUCUUUGUAGCGAAGACACUCAGCAUCAAACUCUACUCUGCUCCAAUUUCUAAGUGUCAAGAGCUUGCGAUGAAUUACAAACUCCCUCCUGGCUUUAGAUUCCACCCAACAGAUGAAGAACUGAUCGUGUAUUACCUCCAAAACCAAGCCAUGUCCAGGCCAUGCCCCGUGUCCAUCAUCUCCGAAGUCGAUAUUUAUAAAUUCGACCCGUGGCAAUUGCCUGAAAAAGCCGAACUUGGUGAGAAGGAACAGUACUUCUUCACCCCGCGUAACCGAAAGUAUCCAAAUGGGGCGCGUCCUAACCGAGCGGCGGUGUCAGGGUAUUGGAAAGCCACGGGUACUGACAAGCCGAUCUAUAGCGGGUCUAAGCAUGUAGGAAUGAAGAAAUCCCUUGUGUUUUACGAGGGCCGGCCGCCUAAGGGAUUAAAAACGGAUUGGAUCAUGCACGAGUAUCGUUUGGCUGAUUCAAGAAGGCACGUGCAGCAUCGCUCUAUGACAUUGGAUUGGGUCCUAUGCAGGAUAUACAAGAAGCAGCACUCGAGUAAAACUUCGGAUCAAAAAGUGGAAGACUUCUAUGGCCGAAGUAACCGAACCGUGAUCAGUGAGGCUAGUGACGAGCAAGUGAUGAGAUUACCUAGCACUCGCUCACUUACUCAUGAUCUGUUGCAAUUGGACUACUUUGGUCCCAUCUCACAGCUUCUAAUAGAGAGCUCAUACCAUCCAGCCUUCGGUCUCGAAAACAUCAUCGGCGAUGGUGAAUCCUAUCAUGCUGAGAAGAAACUUCGGUUCCGUGGAAACGGAAUGUCCUGCCUUUAUGCAGAUCAAGGGAAAUAAUGAUCGAAUCAGAACAAUCUCUUAAGCCAUGCAAGAUCUGCCAAGUUCUGUAGCAGUGUAACUGUUGUGGUUCACAGGCUGGUAAACUAACGGAGGAUUGUGCUGAUCAUCUUUUAAUUUGUGAAAUUUGUCUACUUAAGAGCAUACGUACAUGUAAACUAAUUUUGAAAUUUUCUUGAAAAUCUUAGCCAUCCUGUAAUAGCAUCCAAGUAUGACAAGUUUACUCCAUGCAGUAGUUACAAUUGAAAGCAAAAUUGUACUUUGUUUUAGCAGGUGUGGCAUGGCAUCUGUUCUGGUUCAUUUGUAUAAUUGAAGAGACAAGGAAUACCGGGUUGACGACUUGACAUGGAUUGAUCAAUGGAAU
Rhodamnia argentea is the source of this 1435-nucleotide messenger RNA. Its product is annotated as NAC transcription factor 29-like. The record is from RefSeq and is a predicted model, not a curated record. Gene Ontology annotation, molecular function: DNA binding. Gene Ontology annotation, biological process: regulation of DNA-templated transcription. Bases 127 to 1071 code for a protein of 314 amino acids. The transcript has 3 exons. Lineage: Eukaryota; Viridiplantae; Streptophyta; Magnoliopsida; Myrtales; Myrtaceae.